GAUCCUCGGGCUUCAGAGAUCCUGGAAGCAGCCAGAAGUAUGCAGCACACCCUGAUGGGAUCUGCAGAGAUUCCCCAGCUGUAUUGGAAGGAAGCGAUCUAUCAGGAUGUGGUCUUGAUGGAAGAGUGUCCCUAUGCAUUGUCUCUGCUUCGCUUCCUGCGCUGGUGUCAGAAGCUGGUGCUUGAGCGAUCUCCAGAAAUGACAGGCUCUACGGAGCUCUUUGCCGUGCUCUUUGAGAAUCCUUUUUCGCUGACGCCGGGGGAGGCAUUGCCAUCCCUGGUGAACUCGCGCUUCUUUGAGGAAUUUUGGCCGCUGAUUGGUUUGGUCUCCUCCCGUCACGCUGAAGCCCUAAGCAAGCUGGACCCCCAGCAGACGUUGCGUCAAAGUCUGCGCUGCGAUCCGGGGGAGGUGGAUUGGCCAAAUUACCUCGCGAAACUUCAAGAAGAGCCUCGGGGUUCCCUGAUUUGGUUUGACCUCCCUGGCGUUUCGGAUUAUGAGGAGCAGUUUGGCGAGAAUCCUGGCAAGAUGUUGGACUGCCCCAUGGGCGCCAUGACGUCGACUUUGGAAAAACUUCUGAUCAUGCAGGAAUUCUACACGGAGGGUUACGGCCUCGUCGCAGAGGAAGUGGCACUGCUGUUGGAUCAACUGGAACAGCUCGCAGAACGAGUUGGGAGAUCCAGUUUGGACUUCUUCUUCCUCUCUGAGUGGCCAUUCUGGGAUAAGUUAGCGCAUUUGCACGAACGUGCCACAAAGCGUCGUCUUCGCUACGACUUGGAGUUCCAUCCCUGGGAGCUCCUUGGCGAAGUGCCAGAUCGACCGGGCCGACGACGUCCGUCCAUCGCAGCGCUCCGGUGGCAGUUGCCGAGCUCCAGCCCACUGCAGCGGCAGAUUCUGCUGGCCUUGGAAGAGCUUUGGGACCACCGGGACCGCGAUGGAGCGCCGGCACCGCCAGUGCUGUGCACGCUGCUGUGGGGACAACGCCUGGCGAAGUAUCUGCGAUUUCAGGUGCAGCGCCUUGAAGCCUUUGGUUAUGGACAUCAAUACCUUGUCCUUUGUGACGCGGUUGCUUGCAACGAGUGCCGCCGUGUGCACUGGAAGUCGCUGUGCGUGGAAAUGCGACAGCCUUCCUUGUUUAGCAAGCACACUAUGAUAACAUCUAUACUCAGACAAGGCUUCGAUGUCUUCUACCUGGACUUUGACACUGUAUUGCUGCAAGAUCCACUUCCUUCGCUGAAAUCGCGCAUGGAUUUGGCGGAGACCCAAUUACUGGUGAGUCGAGAUUUUGGGACCGAGUGUCUCAACACGGGUGUGAUUUUUGCCAAGUCGCAUCCUUUGACUGUGGCCUUUUGGGAGAGGCUGCUUCUGUGGCUUUGGCACCACCCGUUCGAAUUCACCCAGAAGGCCUUCGCAGCGCUGCUGGGCGUCGAACGUGUGGCACUCCACGGCAGCUUGGCAGAGCCGCAGCUGCCGCAGCUGCCGCACUGGGGGCUGCUGGAUCCACAAAACGCCUUUGUGACCAGCAAGGUGUAUUCCAGCAACGGAGUCCACUUUGAAGGUUGGACAGGUGACCUGGAAGAGAUCGUGGUCUUUCACUUCCUGGACGGCUCAGGCAGCGUGGAACAGAACAACUCCAUCAGAGGUUACAAGGAUCUCUUUGAGGUGUUUCUCUCUAAUCCCAAAGUGAAUCUGUCUGACACGCGUAUCCCGCUCUAUGACCAAGAUCCUGUGGUGAGAAGUGAGUUGUUGUGGAGCAGGCAUGAUGCAGCACCUCAGGAACUCUUGAAAUGUCGAUUGGUGAACAUGUGA
Cladocopium goreaui is the source of this 1806-nucleotide messenger RNA. The record is from the annotation of a GenBank genome assembly. NCBI's taxonomy places the organism in Eukaryota, Dinophyceae, Suessiales, Symbiodiniaceae.